Danaus plexippus (monarch butterfly) is the source of this 1580-nucleotide messenger RNA. Its product is annotated as elongation factor Tu-like. Gene Ontology annotation, molecular function: translation elongation factor activity; GTP binding; GTPase activity. Gene Ontology annotation, cellular component: mitochondrion. Bases 77 to 1441 code for a protein of 454 amino acids. Gene Ontology annotation, biological process: mitochondrial translational elongation. The transcript is spliced from 6 exons. NCBI's taxonomy places the organism in Eukaryota, Metazoa, Arthropoda, Insecta, Lepidoptera, Nymphalidae. The record is from RefSeq and is a predicted model, not a curated record.
AUGUCAAAAGUUAAAAAUAUAAAUAACCUCACAGAAGUUAUGAAACCGAUAUUAUAUAUUAAUUAAAUAAUUAAAAAUGACUGGAAGUCUUAUAUUCCGAUGUAUAAUAAGUAGUGUAUCUCCAAAGUAUUUAUCGAAAUCUAAAUUAUUAAGAAGCAGUAGAUUGACUGCUGGUAUUUUAAACGGUUCUUGUAACUAUUGCACGAAAGUUAAAUCUAAGGUUGUAGAGAAAAAACAUUGCAAUGUAGGAACUAUAGGGCAUGUCGAUCAUGGAAAAACGACACUCACAGCUGCAAUAACCAAAGUUUUAUCUAAAGGUGGUUUCGCGAAAUAUGUUUCUUACGACGAAAUAGAUAAGGCCCCGGAAGAAAAAGCACGGGGAAUUACGAUAAAUGCAGCACACGUAGGCUACAGUACGAAAAACAGACACUACGCUCACACCGACUGUCCGGGACAUGCAGAUUAUAUCAGAAACAUGAUAUCGGGAGCGUCCCAAAUGGAUGCAGCAAUUGUUGUAGUCGCAGCCAACGACGGGCCAAUGCCGCAAACAAAGGAACAUUUGUUGUUGGCCAAACAAGUCGGAAUCAAAUAUGUUUUGGUGUACAUAAAUAAAGUUGAUAUCGUAGAUAAUGAAUUAGUCGAAUUAGUAGAGAUAGAGAUGCGAGAAAUGUUGACAGAUUAUGGCUUCGAAGGUUUAUCAGCACCUGUGGUUCACGGCUCAGCGCUCGCCGCCUUAAAAGAUGAUCAAACUGAAAUAGGGGUUCCCUCUAUAAUCAAACUCUUGGACACUAUGGAUAAUUACAUUCCACCAAUCAUACGAGAUCUAGAAUCACCAUUUCUUCUGCCCAUAGACAACGCUUUCACAGUACCGGGUAGAGGUACUGUUGUCGUUGGAACCAUAAAAAGGGGUGUCAUGAAGAAGAAUGAUGAGGCAGAGCUCAUGGGAUUCGGCUAUAAUAUUAAGACAACACUAUCUGAUAUACAGAUAUUUAGAAAUAGUGUGCCAGAGGCACUGGCUGGUGAUAACGUAGGCGUCUUACUUCGCGGUAUGAAACUCAAGAACGUUGAGACGGGCAUGAUCCUGUGUGCGGCGAAGAGUUUGAGCCUGAGCAAUCAUUAUAAGGCGAAAGUCUAUUUCCUGAGUCACUCAGAAGGAGGGAGAAAAAAGCCUGUCUUUUCAAAAUACACGCAACAAAUGUUCAGCGGAACGUGGAAUAUUGCUUGCAGGAUAGAUUUAGAGCCUUCGAUGGAAAUGUUAAUGCCUGGUGAUCACGCGGACGUCUUCCUCACCCUGUUAGAGGGCAUGGUGAUGGUCAAAGGACAACAGUUCACCAUCAGAGAGAACAACGUGACAGUGGCCACGGGCAUCAUAACGGACGCUAUGCACGCCAUAGACGUGCCCAACGGGAAGCUAGGGAAGAUCGUCCUCGACACUAUUUAGUUGCGUUAUAUAAAUUAAAUUAUUUGCAUCGGUUAAAUUCUGUUUUAUUUGAUUUUAGUUACUAAUAGACUAAUUGUUUUUAAUUUUUAUGUUUACGAUGUAUAAUGAAGAGAAUUAAAUCUAUUUAUUAUUUUUUUUU